AUGGCUCACGGCUAUCGCAUGGACCUUUCAAAAACGGAAUUGAAAGUAAAAGGAGAAAUGGAAAUGUUAUUUAACCUUAAAACUUGUAUACAAAAUCAGAAGAAAACCCUUUCAGAGGCUUUCAAUCUUAUAGAGCGAGAUUUAACAGGUUCAAUUGAUGAUGUUCAGAAUAUUGUAAAAGGUGUAGCCGACAAAUAUUUAGCGACAACAAAAACACAUCUCAUUAAACUAGAUAAUAUAGGUAAUUCAGAACUCCAGCAAGUCGAGAUGACAGAAAACGGAUAUAAGACUUUCAUUAAAACAUUAACAGAACUUAAGAAAGAAAAGCAUGAUGGAUCAUUCGUGACGCGAUUUAUGUGGUUACAAGAUGAUAUGGAAAAUCUGAAGGGAAUGCCGUCAGUUCAAUCUGAAAAACGAUUGAAAUCUUUUGACAGAAGCGCAAUUUUAUCAACAAUUGCAAAUGAAAUCACUCUAAGAAUUCAAGAAAAAUACAAGUCAUUCAAAGACCUAGAAGAUCAACUGAAUGACUUCAAUGGCUUACUCCAAAGUCUCACAGAAGAAAAUGAGAGCUUUGGUGUCAUUCGUGAGCAUUGGAAAUCAGUUGAAAAGAAUUCCAAACUGUCCAAGAUUUUCCCUGAGCCUCCAAUGAUAGCUUUUAGGCAACCUAGUAGUCUACGGAACCUACUAGUGCGGGCUGAAGUGUCUGAUAAUAGAAGUACUCCUGGAGAAUGUCGUUCGUGUGGAGAAAACGCUGCAAAUGCUGUUUACAGAUGCAGCAUUCGUCAACAUUUCACAGUAAGAAUCUGGAAAGUUCUCCAACUACCUGCAGAAAAAACGAAGAAGAUGGUAACGUCUUUACAGAAGAAGUUAGAUGAGGAAGUUAAACAGAAGGAGAACCUGUCAGAAAUGUGUGAUAAAUUUAAAGCUGCCUAUAUGAAACAGCAGAAAACAAACCAGACUCAGGCAGAAAGACUUGCCAAUAUGCAACGCUCACAAACUGACCAAAGUAGACAAUAUAGAGAAAUGCAGACCAUGGUGGAAACACUCAAAUGUGAAAAAGAAGCAUUAAUGCAAAGAUUGAGCAAGGUUCCUGGAAUGAAAAUGAAAGACAACAACCCAUCUAUUGCUGACUUGAGUGAUCCUAACCGACCAGAAAAAUUAUCGGAAAAAUUCCGAGAAAUUUAUGAUAAUGCAUGGACUACCCUUUUAGACGAUAUUAAUGAGAAGACUGGUGACUCUGAUGACAUUUGCAUCAAAAAAAUCGUCAGCGCACUAAUGAUGAUGUAUGAUACCUGUAAAAAUACAAUUACAAACAAUAAAAGGGAAAUUGCAAAACUUGUUGGAUAUCCAGAAGACUGCUUUGACAAACCGUAUGCCGGCGGAACAGAAGGGCAUGAUCCUGUUUUAAAAACAUUGAAAGACUUAAUCCAAGUCUCUGUGACACACCAAAGUGUAGCUGUAACAAAGAAUAUCAAACAGUUUCCAGAAAUAAAAACAAUUCUUCAAGUUGGCGGCAAAAACGGUGAUGCGUUCAUCACUGAAUGUUUACAACUAUGUUUAUAUAUGUGUAUCCAUGACCCACCGGUCGUGCUUGAUUUUAGUUGUAAAAGUGGAGAUGCUUUUAAUAAUGACAAAUUCACUCCUUUUACAAAGUCGGGUGCCGUUGUUGAUUACGUGGUUUGGCCUGUGAUGUAUCUCAGUGAUAAUGGAGCCAUAAUGAGCAAAGGCAUUGCACAAGGAAAAUAAAAAUAAACCAGUUCAGACCGUGGAUCCAGAUUGGACACAUAAUAUUUAUUUCAAUAAAAUUUAACAUUUAAAAAAAAACAAUAUGUAUCACUUAUAGUUACUAGUCAUUAUUUGUUUUUCCAAGUAGUAUCAAAAUAACACAUACUGAUACCUUUUUUU
This is a messenger RNA of Mytilus trossulus (common blue mussel), 1905 nucleotides long. RefSeq lists its product as uncharacterized. The coding region runs from base 1 to 1746 and encodes 581 amino acids. The record is from RefSeq and is a predicted model, not a curated record. The transcript is spliced from 10 exons. Gene Ontology annotation, biological process: mitochondrial protein catabolic process; mitophagy by internal vacuole formation. Lineage: Eukaryota; Metazoa; Mollusca; Bivalvia; Mytilida; Mytilidae. Gene Ontology annotation, cellular component: mitochondrial outer membrane.